Messenger RNA from Leptinotarsa decemlineata (Colorado potato beetle), 1112 nucleotides. RefSeq lists its product as uncharacterized. The record is from RefSeq and is a predicted model, not a curated record. Gene Ontology annotation, biological process: carbohydrate metabolic process. Gene Ontology annotation, cellular component: cytoplasm. Gene Ontology annotation, molecular function: carbohydrate binding; glucose-6-phosphate 1-epimerase activity. NCBI's taxonomy places the organism in Eukaryota, Metazoa, Arthropoda, Insecta, Coleoptera, Chrysomelidae.
GCUGUCACUGCAUGACAUAUUAUACGGUGUCAUUUUUAAUCUUUAUUUUUCAAUAUAUUUUUUACUACUGUUUUUGUUCAAUGGAAGUGGAUUUCAGAGUAUUUGUAUGGUAAAUGAAGGAGAAUGAAGUAGUUAUUCUUGAUAGGGGGGACUAUACAACAUGUGCUGUUAACUUACAUGGAGCUGUCGUAACAUCCUGGAGGAUCAACAACAAAGAACAAAUUUUUGUCAGUCGAAAAUCUUCCUUAUUUUAUCUGAGUGAAAUUCGUGGUGGAAUUGGUGUAGCUUUUCCUAAGUUAGGAACAUGGGAAUUCGGAAGACGACAUGGCUUUGCUAGAGAUCUCACUUGGAAAAUAAAAACUGGUCCAACAUAUAACAGAAAAGAAGACGUUUAUGCGGAAUUCGUAUUGGAAAGCGAUGCUUAUACAGAAUCUCUAUGGAAUUAUCAGUUCAAGCUGAUGAAUAGAGUUACCCUAGGAAAAGAAACUCUUUUCAUAGAGUUCCACGUGGAAAACAGAAGCAAUUAUUUACCAUUCUACUUCGACUUCAUGCUACGAUUUCUGAUGAAAAUAUCGGACAUUUCCAAAUGCAGAAUAAUAGGGUUGAAAGGUUGCCAAUUCCGAGACAGACUCGACAAGAAAAAAAAAUAUUACAAUGAAGACAGAAGUGAAAUCACUAUAUCCAAUCCUGUUGACAGAUUAUACUUGAACUCUUCGACAACCAUAUACGUUAAAGACGGGGAUUUCGGGAAAGUAACGAAGUUACGAAGACGCAACCUACCAAACUUGAACUUAUGGAAUCCUUGGGUGGACAUGGCUCGUGAACUACCUGACCUAGGUGAUGAAGAAUACAGAUAUUUCAUUUCUCCGGAAUCAUGUUCUGAGGGAGUAUUUCUACCACCCAUGAGUUGUUGGAAAGCAUCCCAGUUAAUCGAUGUCACGGAACCCGUGGAUCAUCAAAGCACAUGUUCGUUCUACGAUAUAUUCGAUGACUAUUGCUAGCUUGAAAUAAGGAAUUAUUGCGUGAGACAGUAUGAGAAAUAAAAAGUAUGAUGAUGUAGAUAGCCAGCAGUUUUUUCAACACGGCAAUCAAUAUAGGAAUGAUACAAAAUA